Spirodela intermedia is the source of this 1209-nucleotide messenger RNA. The record is from the annotation of a GenBank genome assembly. NCBI's taxonomy places the organism in Eukaryota, Viridiplantae, Streptophyta, Magnoliopsida, Alismatales, Araceae.
AUGAAUCUCUCCAUCUGCUCACACCACGGGAACUGCAACUCGCAGUGGACUCUAAAUCUCUCGCGUUUCCCGUCUGGAUCCAGGCUGAACACCCACGCGACCAUGGAGCCCUUUGUGAUCGCCACGAACCGGCAGCUUAGCGUGGUGCACCCGAUCUACAAGCUGCUGAGCCCCCACUUCCGCGAUACCAUGAACAUUAACGCCCUCGCCCGGCAGAUCCUCAUCAACGCUGGGGGGGUCCUCGAGAAGACGGUCUUCCCCGACAAGUACUCCAUGGAGCUGUCUUCGAGGGUGUACAAGAACUGGAAACUGACAGACCACGCCUUGCCAGUGGACCUCCUCAAGAGGUGCGACAGUCAUCCACGCUGUGAAGAUCGCCGAUCGUCUCGCGUUGUGCACGAUUCUCUGUUCGUCGACUGAUCUGUGAUUCACCUGGUGUUUCAGGGGUGUGGCUGUAGAGGAUCCCGCCUCCCCCGGGAGGCUCCGGCUGCUGAUCGAGGAUUACCCGUACGCCGUCGACGGUCUCGCCGUCUGGUCGGCCAUCGAGGAAUGGGUGGAGGCGUACUGCACAAUCUACUAUCCCUCCGACAAGACGGUGCAGGAGGAUACCGAGUUCCAGGCCUGGUGGCGGGAGGUGCGCGAGGGGGGCCACGGAGACAAGAAGGACGAGCCAUGGUGGCCGGCCAUGAGGACCGUGGCUAGCUGAACCGGACCUGCAGCACGAUCAUCUGGAUCGCCUCCGCCCUCCACGCUGCCGUCAACUUCGGGCAGUACCCCUACUCCAGUUACCUGCCCAACCGCCCAACCAUCAGCCGGCGGUUCAUGCCGGAGCCGGGAACGCUGGAGUACGCUGAGCUUGAGGCCAAUCCCGACAGAGUCUUCCUCAAGUCCAUCACCAGCCUGCUGCAGAGCAUUCUCGGCAUCUCCCUCAUCGAGAUUCUUCCUAGGCACUCCGACGAGGUCUACCUGGGGCAGAGGGACACCCCCGAGUGGAACUCCGACGAGAAGGCACUGACCGCCUUCGAGGCCUUCGCCGACAAGCUGGUCGCCAUCGAGAACCGGAUCAUCGAGAUGAACCAGGACAGCCGCCUCAAGAACCGUAAUGGCCCGGUGGAGGUGCCCUACACCCUGCUCUACCCAAGCACCUCCGACUUCAAGCGGGUCGGCGGGUUGACCGGCUGCAGUAUCCCCAACAGCGUCUCCAUCUGA